Molecule: messenger RNA, 1014 nt
Organism: Pterocles gutturalis (yellow-throated sandgrouse)
Lineage: Eukaryota; Metazoa; Chordata; Aves; Pterocliformes; Pteroclidae
Product: chromosome unknown open reading frame, human C8orf76
Exons: 4
Coding region: 70-1014 (314 amino acids)
Molecular function (GO): protein binding
Source: RefSeq, a predicted model, not a curated record
CGACACUACUAGAAAGCCCUGUGUGAAUACUCAAACUGCUUACUGCUCUUACCUCCCAGUAACAUUGCAAUGAGACGAGAUGUCCAAGAGGGCCAGGCUCGGUGUUUAUCUCGCCUAGGAAGGCAUAAGGAGGCUCUGGAUAUUGCAGAAAAAAUGAGAAACAGUGCUACUAACACAGAUCACUUAACGAUGGUUCUCAACCUGCAGUUUGCCAUUUACCAGGGUCUGGAAAAUGUAGAAAAAAAGAUAAUGUGUCUGCAGCAACUGAUCUGCUUACAUCCUUUCAACCCUUGGUACUGGAAGUUACUUGCUGAAGCUUAUAUGAGCCUUUUACAGAGUUUGUCGUCCUUAGUCGUUCCAGAAACAAAUCUGAACCAGUCUGAAGAGGUUAGUCUAAGUGAUAGUAGUUUCAAAACGUCAACUGGAAGAGGGAUUAGUUUGCAGCCUCACAGAUCAGACGGCCAGAAAGAAGGCCCUUGGUCCAGCCUUGCUACAGAAACAAAGAGGGAGAAUGCAGUGACUUGCAGCAGCAGCCAAGUUUUAAAAGAAUUCCUCUGCACUUCAGAAGAACCGGAAAGUUUGGAUGAAGGGAAGCAUGCAGCCUCUGCGUCCUGGGAGCAGAACACGUCAAAGAAAGUUGAGAUAAAGGCAUGUGCCUCGUUCAUUAGAGCAAGGCUUUUACUUCAGCUUACCCAGUGGCAACAGUCAUCCUUUGUGCUAGAGAAUAACCUAAAAGCUCAAAAAGACAUUGAUGAAAAAGUGGCAGGACUUGGUUUCAAUGAAAACUCCUUGCUGUUGAUGACCAAGGUGAUGGGGCAGGAUCUUAUACCAGAAAAACUAAAAGAGGAAUUUCAAGGUGAGGUAAAAUGCAUAGGCCCUUCACUACUGUCAUCAUUGGUAACUGCAUCAGCCACAGAAUUUGAAAUCAAAUGGUUCGGUAAUCUCCAAGAUGAUUUAUAUCACUUUGACAGACAAUUCUAUUCAGAUAUAUAUCUCCCACUUUUGGUAACUUAA